CGCAAACAAGCGCCCACAAUGAUUCUCGAAGACCAGCGAUUUAUCCACGAGGAUCUUGAACGCCUGGAGCAGGCGAUUGCUGAUCGCGUCGUCGAGGAGCCCCGAAACAUCCGCGAGCGCUUGUCUCGUGACCAUGAAAUCUCUCAAUUUUUGAAUCGGAUAGAGGAGCAGUCGAAGAGGCUACUCGAAAUCUACAAAGAUGCGGACGGCGCACGCGAGAAGGAGCUCCAGGCGAUCUCUACUGGUGACCAGUUUGAGGAGUUCUACAAGCAACUAGAUGAGAUCAAGGACUUUCACAGACGCUACCCGAACGAGCCGGUCGAGAACCUCGAGAGAGCCUACAAGCGGCGCCAACCGGGCGAGGGCGAGCCGGUGGGGAUGGAAAUCGACAAUAUGUUCACCGGUGAAGAGGGCUUCGGACAGUUCCUGGAUCUUACGGGCUUGCACGAAGAGUACCUGAACCUCCCUGGUGUCAAGCGGCUGUCGUACAUUCAGUAUCUCGACGUUUUCGAUGUGUUCACGCCGCCCACCUUGCAGAUGAAGCCGGCCCAGAAGAUCUCGGAUAAGUACUUCAAAUACGUCGGAGAGCUUGCCGAAUACCUCGAGAGUUUCGUCAAGAAGGCACGGCCGUUGCAGGAUCUUCGAAAGCUCUUUGCAGGCCUUGAUGAUGAAUUCGAGAAGUUGUGGGCCGCGAAUGAAGUUCCUGGGUGGACGGAAGAGAAACAAAAUGGCGCCCAGGGCCCGAAGACUGAGGGAUCUGGAGAAGGUAUCUGGUGUGCGGACUGCGAACGCGAGUUCAAGAACGAGAACGUCUAUCGGAAUCAUCUGACAGGGAAGAAGCACAUCCGGGCCGCCGAGGCCCGUAAAGCUGCCGGUGACUCGGGUGACAAACCUGCCCCGGGAGCGGGUGCUGCCUCUGCGACUCAUCGCUUGAAGGAACGUGCAGUUGCCGAGCGCGAGCAUCGCGUCCGAUCUCUAGCCAAGGUGGUUGACCCCGAGCGUCAAGCCACGCGGGUCAAUGUCGAACGUAGGGCUGGUAUGACCGAACGGGAGCGUCAGAUGGAACUCGAGGCGUUGCUUGCGGGUUCCGAAAACCCCGGCGGCGAAGGCCGCGGUAAUGAUAUGUCGGACGACGAGGGUGAUGAGCGGAUCUAUAACCCACUGAAACUGCCACUUGCAUGGGACGGAAAGCCCAUCCCCUACUGGCUUUACAAACUGCACGGUCUGGGCGUCGAGUACCCCUGUGAGAUCUGCGGAAAUUACGUCUACAUGGGUCGCCGUGCCUUUGACAAGCACUUUUCGGAGGCAUUACAUCUCUUCGGCCUCAAAUGUCUCGGCGUCACAUCCAACACGAACCUGUUCCGCGAGAUCACUCGGAUCGACGACGCCAUCCGGCUAUGGGAGAAACUUGAGCAGGAGCGCAAGAAGGACCGCGAGCACCAUGACAACGUGGUGCAGAUGGAGGAUGCCGAGGGUAACGUGAUGCCCGAGAGGAUUUAUCUGGAUCUCCAAAAGCAAGGCAUUCUCUAGUAAGAGGCUGCUCGGGUACUUUUUAUUGUUUCCAACCUUACAUUGUUUCUUUAUUAUCUUUAAAAGCCUGGAGUUUGGCGGGCGUCUUUGUUGGGUCAUAUGGGCUGUUGGUUGGAGAUCUCUACAUCACCCACGCACGGACAGGUAGACCUUGCUCUAUAUGUAUUGUAUUCAAAGAUAUUACCAUUACCAUCAUCC
Messenger RNA from Aspergillus campestris IBT 28561, 1728 nucleotides. Its product is annotated as SF3a splicing factor complex subunit PRP9. Gene Ontology annotation, cellular component: spliceosomal complex. Gene Ontology annotation, molecular function: RNA binding. The coding region runs from base 19 to 1530 and encodes 503 amino acids. Gene Ontology annotation, biological process: mRNA splicing, via spliceosome. The transcript is spliced from 3 exons. The record is from RefSeq and is a predicted model, not a curated record. Lineage: Eukaryota; Fungi; Ascomycota; Eurotiomycetes; Eurotiales; Aspergillaceae.